GUUGAACAUGAUAGGCCUCACACUGCCAUUACAAUGAACUUGAUGUUGCAAGUUAAUGUCGAUUUUAUCAAUGGGUCACGUAGCCGCGACGAGUGGCACCACCACGACGUCUCUGGUCACCUGACUCGGAUUUGUACGAGUCCGAUCAAAAUAUCAAAACUUGAUCGUUGCUUCAUACUUCAGGGUAUUUCGUUGAUGCCCAGCAGGGCCCUGCCCUGCCCUGGCAGGAGGCUCAAGUAUCCAACUUUGAUGCUGAGGCGCUGAGUCUCUGCACUGCCGUACAUUGAUGCUACUUAUUUAAUGCCUUAGUUUCAAGCCGACCACCCUCCCUUUCCCCUCGCCUCAAUAUUGUGGGCAUCAUAGACCGUCGGGUAUGCAGGGAUUUGCAUGGGUUGCCCUCUUACUUCUGUAUCAUGCAGGUACUGUUUUAGCGGUCGGUAAUACGACAUGUCUUAGCAGUCAACUGGAUUGGUACACAACCGCAGUUGGUGAAACGCCUUGCAUGACAUAUCAGCGGCUUCGACAAAUAUGCAACAGUGCUUAUGUAGUGGGAAAUUUCUCUGCGAACACCCCCGGUGAUCGUUGCAAUGAUCAAGUUUCGGAUUGCUGCUGCAAUUCUGUCGCAUUCUCAUUAAGCAUGCUCUGCAUGAAUUGCCAAGAAGAUGCUGUUCCAGGCGAUGUAACUGGAAUUGACGCGGCUCCUGGAACAUACACUACUUAUCUUGCUAGCUGUGGUACUAGCACAAAUUACUCACUUCCAGCAAGCAUCCAACAGGCUGUCUGCAACGAGAACAUCAAACUUGAUAACUUUCUGUACAAUAGAACUUAUUGGCCUGAUGGAUCUUGUCGAUGGACAGCAGAUUAUGCAGUAGAACAGCAGGCGAUCAACAAUAACAACACUUUCACGGUUUGCCCGAACCAAGUCUCACCUUCGGCAUCCCUCCCCACAUCUACAACGGUCCCUACUGCAGCCGCCUCUCCCACUCUCACUAGUAUUGUCUCUGCGUUGUCCUCUAGCUCUGGGAAUACUGCUUCAGUCGCUUCAUCUACUUCACAGAAAGCCGUCAUCGGUGGUGCAGUGGGUGGCGCCGCACUCGCCAUAAUCGCAGUGCUCGGUGGUUUCUACUGUUACAGACGGGGUAAACGACCUCGCAUGAUCAGGGAUACGCCAUCCAUGUUUCUGGGCCAAUCACACGGCGCUCAGCCUGUCUAUGGAGCGUCGUUCACGGAUACUGAACCAGUAGCCACUCAGAGAUACAACAGUUUCAGUCCAGUUCGACGUCAUCAUGGGUCUGGGGAGUCUAUUACCCCGGUGAUACAUUCUUUGAGCCCCGAGCGGGCUCGGUCCCUAAACACCUCAUCUGGUGCAUCAUAUCUUGUGAAUGACAAUUUCUCUGAAGCCGCGCCAUACAGCCGAGAAGAUGAUGCUGGCACGCUAAUUCCCCCCCAUGAUGGCGCCUGCAUACCAUCCAUCCUGGGUGUUGAGAAAUGCGCCGCCAAGCGACUCAGACCCUAGUGAAGGUA
This is a messenger RNA of Suillus subalutaceus, 1524 nucleotides long. RefSeq lists its product as uncharacterized. The record is from RefSeq and is a predicted model, not a curated record. Bases 374 to 1516 code for a protein of 380 amino acids. NCBI's taxonomy places the organism in Eukaryota, Fungi, Basidiomycota, Agaricomycetes, Boletales, Suillaceae. The transcript has 9 exons.